This is a messenger RNA of Motacilla alba alba, 10639 nucleotides long. It is a transcript of the gene ACYP2, whose product is annotated as acylphosphatase 2. The coding region runs from base 175 to 432 and encodes 85 amino acids. NCBI's taxonomy places the organism in Eukaryota, Metazoa, Chordata, Aves, Passeriformes, Motacillidae. The transcript has 4 exons. Gene Ontology annotation, molecular function: acylphosphatase activity. The record is from RefSeq and is a predicted model, not a curated record.
CUCGGCCCUUCUCUCCUCACGCUCGGGGCUCUCCUCGGGGUGCCGUGGCCCGCCCCGUUUGCACGUGAGGCGGCCGCUUGCGCGGUAAGCUUGAGCCUCUCGCGCUCCCGUCCGGGCGCCGCUUGUUCGCGGAGCACUGGCGGCCGCCACAGCGGCUCUUCCUUCGCCGCUGCCAUGUCCGCCCCGGCCAAAGCCGCCGGUGCACUCAAAUCCGUGGAUUACGAAGUCUUCGGGCGUGUGCAAGGUGUUUGUUUCAGGAUGUACACAGAACAGGAAGCCAAGAAAUUAGGAGUGGUUGGCUGGGUUAAAAAUACCAGCCAAGGAACCGUGACAGGCCAAGUUCAGGGCCCAGAAGAGAAAGUGAAUGAAAUACUCCUCAGCAGCCAAGGAACCUCCUCAGGAGGUUUGUGGCGGUCCCCUCAUUCUCCAUAGACUUGUCCUGCCAACCUGCUGGAUAUCAGCUUUGCAAAGAAAGACUGAGGAUCCUAGUGGACACCAAGGUGUCCCUGACCAGCAGUGCUGUGGGGGCCAGGAAGGCUGAAGGGACCUCGAAUGCAUUGGAAGAACAUUCCCAAAAGGUCAGGGAGGGAAUCCUGCCCCUCUGCCGAGCCCUGGGAGGCACAUCUGGAGCGCUGUGUCCAGUUCUGGGAUCAACAGGACAGGAGGCACAGGGAGCUCCUGGAGCAGGACCAGCAAUGGCUGCAGAGAUGAGGAAGGGCCUGGAGCAUCUCUGUGCCCAGGAGAGGCUGAGGGAGCUGGGGCUGCUCCAGAGGGGCCCUCAGCCCUGAGUGUCCCUGUCUGCAGGGACCAGGCUCUGCUCCAGGGGGCCUAGCCAUGGCACAAGAUGAACAGGCAGGAAUUGAUUCCACCUGGACAGGAGGAAGAACUUCUUGGAACACUUUGUCCAAAGAGGUUGUAGAGUUUCCCUCUCUGGAGAUGUUCCAGAACCAGCUGGAUACCAUCCUGUGUUGUGUGUUCUGGGAUGGCUGGACUGAGGGACUGUGGUCCCUUUUCACCUGACCCAUCCUGGGAUUCUGAUUCUGCCAGUGUUGAUGCACAUUGUGGCUGUUUGGAGCAUAAAACCAGCACAUGUGGAGCUCAGGUGUUGUGGAGAGCUGCUGCUCUACUUUGAUCUGUGCAGAUUUAGGCACACUGGUCUUGCUCAUACUCACUCUUUGCCACAUUUAACUCUGCUCUAAACCAGUUUUGUAGGUCUCAUCUGUCCUUUUUGCCGAGUUCCUAAGUCAACAUUGUGCCACCAAGCAGCAGAGUGCUGGGAACAUAGAGCUGUCACUUAAGGUGUGCAACGGACUGUAGAUAUGGUGAGGUAGCCUUGAUUUGUAAGGGUGGUGAAGAGAGACAAAAAGGUUUAUCCACAUAGAACUGAAUGGGAGAGCUACUCCUUACUCUGAAUUAAGUGCUCCCUGCACCCUCUUUAGUGUUUCUGCUUAGGUCUGGUGUUCAGCCGGGUUUCCAUCAGAGUUGUGUGGCUGCUCUGUUUAAAUGUGGCAGCUUUGAGGUGCUUAUGGUUCAUGUUAAAGCUGUAGCCACGCAACCAUUUUUGUCCCAUGUGCUCGUGGUAAAUGUAAUUGUGUUAAAAUUAUACAUGCAGAUAAAGGCCUGAGUUGUACAUGCAUAGUUUUCUGUUCUGGCAAUUGGUUCUCCUUAGGGUUCUCCCUGUUUGUUUUCUAAUUAGUCUUGUAAGGGUUGUAAACAUGUUUAGGUGGAAUAAAGAAGUUUUGUUUUCUGUCCUGUUGCUUCAGGGUUCGGUCAGUUGCUGUUUUCUGGUCACCCCAGCCGUGCAUCAGUUGGAUACCUGGGAACAAUGUGUGUCAUUUCCCAAUGAAAUCAGUGGUUUGUGUUUUGUGAAAGGUGAGGAAUUGUCAUCCUGUUACCAGUUCUUGGGAGCCAUCCAGCAUUUUGGAUCUGUGGGUGCUCUGGGGUUUGGAGAGAAUCUGCUCCAGCAAUUCAGAGCGCUCUAUCUCUAAAUACAGGGAGAGGAGUCAAAGUUUGCUUUUACCAGCACCUACAACUUGAUUAGCUGGGCAGGUUUUUCUGCCUGUUUCUGUCCUUUUGCUGCUGCUGCAGGAGCAAGGCAAGGCAGGAGAUAUUAAUAUUUAAUGAAAUUUUCUGAAACUCAACCGUAAUCGUGUUGCUUUUUAGCUGGAGGUAUCGCUCCUUGAAGUUCCUGCUGGAUCUCUUUGUCUGAGAAGCUCAGCCCAGAUUUCUCAAGCUGGUAGACUUAAUCUUUGAGUUAGUUACAUUACCAGUUGUUUGGGUAUAUUUGUAGGGGUUCGGACUCUUGGCUUAAAAAUAUUUAUAAGUAAACAACCAGAGUAGAGAAUUAUUCUAGUGGUUAGGUUUCCUAGAUGGUCACUGAGCUGCUUCUUAACAUCUUCACCUUGAAGAUGAAGGACCCUUAAGAAAUGGACCCAUCAAUACUUAGGAAUUUUGGGACUUUGUCUUCCAGUAUUAGGAAAGGUAAGUCAUGAAAAAUGUCCAACAGUUAAAACUGGGGUGAAAAUAAUGAUUUAAAGCUAAAAUGUAGAGCUAAAUUUAAAGCUAAAAUUUUGAAGUAGAGUUUACAUGAGAGGGUUAAAAAUUAAAGAAAUGUCAUACUGGAUCAAUAUAUGGAUAAAUGAGCAAAAUUGCAUAAAGAGAAGGUUGUUUCUAUUGUGGAGUCAGAGGAGAAUGAAGGAGCCAGAAGGAUUUACAUCACAAUAGUAGAUCUGUCAAUAAUUGAAUCAUGAACUUGUUUCCAUUGUUUCACUAAACAAAUAGAUAUGUAGGCAAGCCUGUGUUGUCCUCUACUAAGUUUAAAGCCAAAAUGGAUGUUUUAAUUAAAUAAAAAAAUCCUUUUUGCUGCUUUAAGUUGUUCUCUGAUAGAGAUACGUUACUUUUACUUUACUUGCAGGCACUUUCCUAAUAACCCUUGUGCUGUUUGUCCUGUAGCAAAGGAGCUGGAGAGCCAAGUUCCAUGUGGGAAUUCUGAACUUGUAAAUGCAAGGUUCUGGCUUUAUUUGGUCCCCACAGUCCAUGUGCAGAAUUUCAUACAAGGGCAGGAAGGUGGUGGAUGUAAUUUGAAUUAUUUAUUUAAUAAUUUGUCAAAUUCUGUGGCCAAAUGCCCUUGAUUGCAAAGGAAACUGAUGCAACAGCUCUGGAUUAGGUUGGUUAUGGCAUUGUGUGUUUAAUGCUUGGAACCAGCAUUACAGGUGUUCACUGGCUAAUGGAUUCCUAGAAGUCCUUGUUGACUGGGUUCUGGCAUCUGUUGACUUCUCAGUGCCAGGAUUUCCAGUCUCUUGGAAGAGUUUGGUUUGCCUAAAUAAUUGAGUAUGUCUGUCCAAGAGGAAAUGUUCUCUGGUGAUUAGUAUCCAAGAGUUUGAGGGAUGACAUGUUUUAAAACUGAAUGUCUUUGGAAAUGGAAACCUAUAUGUGGUUGAGAAUAUAUUCUUUGUGGAGUUGUCACAGUCAAGAUUGGCUUUUUAUAUUUUUUUUUACUCUAGGUAUAAAUGCAUAUUUGCCCUCAGUAGGAUCUGUUAAUACAGUAGCAGCAGUUGUGCUGCUUCAGAUGUCUUUGCAUGUGUGUUUGCUGAUGAAAAUUCCAGCAGAAUAAGCAACCACUCAUUUCUCCAAACACAGGAGAAGGAUUCAGCAUGAUGUAAGAAAUGGGACUGACUCUGCGCUCCUGUCUUAGUGCUGUGCUGAAUGAAGUGAGUGAUUCCUGCUUGUUGAUAUUAUAAAGGAUGAAAUUAGGUUUCUGUGCCUUUGGAAAGACUUCCAGUGAUUCCUCCUUUUACUGGUACCCAGUCUGAGAGCCUGGAAUGUGACUCAAGAGGUGAUGUGCUCUUGAACUCCUUCCUGAUCUGAGUUUGGUGGUAAAAUCUGUCAUAUCAUCAUAAAUAUUCAUAAAACUCAGUCCUUAUCUCAGAGAGGGAAUUCCUGGAGGCUUUUAGUGCCUUUAUCUGGAGGCAGAUCUGUGGUCAAGCCACUCUCUUCAUCCCACACAUGCUCUGUCCUGAAUUUCAGUGCAGCUGCUGUGAAGUUCAUCUUUAACUGAUAUGAUUUAUAUAGUGUUUGGACUGUUUUUUCUGGACAGUCAGGCAGCUUGUUUUUAUAAAAAGCAUGAUGACAUGAACUGUUCUGACAUGAAUUUUGUGAAAUUAUUUUUUCACAGCAGCUCCCCCAGUCAUACACUGCUAAUGUUUGGAAGUUUGCAUAAUUCCUCCUAUAAAUUAUUACUUUUGUUGUUUUGCUUCAAAGGUCUUGGUGUUGCCAAAAACUGAAAACAUAUUUUAUUCUCUGUGCACUUAGAAAUGCUCAAAUAAACCAUGAGCAAAAAUCAAAGAGCCUGGGCUUGCCUUUUGAAAGGUUUUAUUCUAGGAAUGCCUCUGUGUCUUCUGUGCAAGGGCUUCAGCUCCCUCCCUUUGGAAAUCUGUCAGUGAAAGCACCAAGGAGCUUCAAGUUGACAGUGAAAUGAGUUGAGGGCUUUUCUGAGAUACUUGCACAUAAAUUCCAGUAAAAUGAGCCACUGGUUAGAUUUGUGGCUUUCAAGGAUUUUGUUGUAGUUCUCAAUUCACAUCCCAACCCAUGUAGCUCCUGCAGCAGCUGGACUCCAUGGGAAAGCCAUAGGAACAACUUCGAAAAGAGGGAAGGGAAAAGAAGAAAAUGGCAUAAAUUACAGAAAACAAAUGAGAUGUUUGAUACUUCUGGACAGACCCUGAAGCUUGAAGGAAAAAAGGAAAAAAAACAGGAAGAUGGAGUUUAGGAAGAUAUUUAUGCUUUGCCAAUAAUUCUCUUGUUACCAAGCAUCUCACAAAAUAUCAAAACCUGUGUAUUAAGGAAUUAUGAAGCAUAAACAGCAAAAUUAAAAAUUUCUACUUGUUAAUAUAAGACCUAUUUGGGAAUACUUACACAGUAUGAAAUAAUCUUCCAAAGAUAGUUUCUUUUGAUUUUGAUAUUUCUUUCUUCUGUAAGUUGUAGCUCUUUGUUUAGGUUUUGUAAAAGCAGACACCAAGUCUAUCUCCCUGUCCCUAGUAAAUGUUGACUUCAGUAGAUACAAGAUGCUGUUGACUUCGGUGGAAAUAAGAUACUGCCUUAAGUAGAAUACUGCUUUUAUUCUGAUUUUUUUGCAGUCUGGAGCUCUCACUACCAAAAUCUUGUACUGUUUACAGGCAGAUUUGGAAUGAGCAGGAGAAUGUCCAAACCCAUGGGACAUUUAGGUGGAAAGAUGAAGCCUCAAUUAUAAUAAAAUCAAUCUGGUUUGUUUUCAGUACAUGGUAACUUCAAGUAGGAAGUUCCAGAGCUACCUUGGGAAAGUGAGAUUUUGGUAUUUCCAGUAUGGCUUAAUUUUGUAUGAAAAAAUAUUCAAAGAAAUCUAUUUCUUGAUUCAUUCAUUUUAUCACUGUUGCAGAUAAACAGAAUGUUUUUAGGUAAGUACUCUGAAAAUCAGUAUUGUAAUAAAGGCAUGAUGUAGUACAACACUGAACAGCAAGAACACAUAUCAGAUCUCAUUUCAGUAUGUAUUAAAAGCCCCGUUUAACAAUUUUUUUACACAAAGAAACAUUGAACUGGGAUACUUCUUCAUGCUCUGAUGGCUUCCUUAAAUAGCUGGGAGCUUUAAGUGUGUUUAUUUUUCUUCAAUGAGUAUAUCUAUAGUGACAGAUCAUGGACCCCAGGAUCGGCUUUGCCCUUGGCAUGCUGUGGUGAAAAAGUAUUUUCUAUCUAUUUUUUUAAUAUUAAUAGAAAGUAUAAAGCCCAACAAUUAGAGAUGUUGCAAUGUAGACUUUGAGGAAAUCAAGUAGCCUUGGCUGAAUUAUAUUUGGUUUUUGUUUGAUAUCUCAGCAUCCCUCCUGUUGGAGUGGUUUGGGAUCAGGGCUUGAAUGGCUUCAUUGGGAUGAUGUGUUUAAUACCUGCCUGCAGAGAGUGAAAGGAUAACUUCAUGGAACUUGGAACGCCAGAGAGAAAUGAAAUUGAGAUUAGAUCUGCCAGAAAUGGUAUUUUGAAUACAGGUGAAGUCAUAAGAAAAACAUGAUAAAGGAGUAAUGUGUUGAAGAAUGAAAGUUAUUUUCUUACUGUAAGUGGAACACAAUUCCUUGGGCUGUGGUUCUGGAAAGGGCUGUUUGCUUCCAUGGGGUCCCUGAGGGACAGCCUGGCCCAUCCCAUCCUGGAGCCCCUCCUGCCUCAGGCUGUUGUGUCUGGAGCUUUACCUCAAGGCAGAGCAGACAGAGGGUCUUGGGGAUAUAUGAUGGAAACAAUAAAUAAUACAUAUCCUAGUCCUUCCUCUGCUUUCCAGGGAAUAUUGUGUGUGCAUCCUGUGGAUAACAGGUGCAGUGUUCCCUGCCUUGUAAACACACCCUGCUGGAUGCACUCUGUGCUCUGGUGUGCUGGAAAUCACAAGGAGCACUUGUCAAAUCAAGAACAGAAUCCCUGCAACAUCCUUACGUUAAUUUUUUGCUUUCUGCUUGUUGGAGCUAUAUCUGUAAUACCAAAAAAAAAUUAGGCAUUACGAAAGUAAGUCUUGAUAAAGCUCAAAUUUUCUCAGCUUAUAAAUUUUAAGCAGACUAUUAGCUAGUGGAAUCCACUUGGUGUUUUCCUGAACACUUGUGCUCUCUAAUGUUAUGUAUUUAAAACAUUUUCUUGUUGCUCUUAUGUUCUGAAAUGUCUACAAUGUUAUAUCACAGUUGCUUUAAAAAAAGCAGUUGGAGAUGGGAGGUUAAAAGGUGGGGGUGUAACUGCUUCCUUGGAAAGUGUGCAAUUUAAAUUAACAAAUUAAAUCACAUAGUGUAAAAUCGGGGAAAAAAUAGAGCUGAGCUGGCUGAAUGCUUUGGAAAAAAAUCUCAAAACUCUUUUGCAAACUAAGGAUAAAAAGAGACCUGAAGUUCUUAGUUGUAGGCCAACCUUGUUAGCUUGUGAAAUAUUCCAACAGAGGCAUUCUAGGAAAAGAUAAAUUUAUGUGCAGUCACUGCAACACUGAGCAUGUUAAAUAUUGGCCCUCAGACUUGCUCAGAGCUCUACAGGAGGAUGAUUUAAAAGUGUUGAUGCUUUCCUUUAAGGCCUUUAUAAUUGGAAAUGGCAACUUCUCAGUGAGACUUCUAACUCUUUUAUUUUUUCAGUCCUUCAAGUAUGCAAAGAGAUUUGUAAAGUAAGGGGGACUUUUGAGGAAAGUAGAAUCCCGCUGCUUGAAGGAAUUCGCUCCAGUUUAGCCUGGCAUUAUUUUUAGUUGUUGCAUAAUAGUAAAUUAUUCUUCAGUGUGUCUCCCGUGAGGAGAUGCAGCAAGUGUGGAACUGUGGGUGUUGUUCCUCGUGGCUUUUGUGUCCGGCUGAGCUGUGGGACUGCACAACAGCCAAGUGUUGUCUUUCAGAUUCCUGACUCUGUUCGUCAGCUGGACUCAUGGCUCUUGGAUUUCUGCCAGGCUGUGUAAGGACAUGGGUUUGAAGUCAAGCUGAGCUGGUCAAGUGUGGUGAUUCAUUAUGGCUCUGAAAUGGCCAGUGUAAGGGUUUAAUUAACAUUUUGAUGGGUAAAGUUGGUCAGAGGCUCAAGUCCUUUAGUCCUUGUUCAAUCUUAUGUGGGUGAUGGGUGCUGAGCAUUAGAAAGAGCUGUUCUUUUGUUGAUGCCCUAACAACAACAGUUCCUCCUCAUUUAAGCUUCCUGUGGCCUUGGCUUUAAUAGAUGUGGAAUGGCAGAGAACCCUGAGUGCUGCUCUGUGCAGUGGGUGGGGUUAGCCAAAAUUCGCAGUGAGCCUGGGGAGCCAAGGUCCCUGUAGGGGCAGACAGAUUCCAGGGAGAAAACACAAUGGGCCUUUUGGCUGCUGCUGGCUUCCCGGGAUGUUUGCUGCUCUGGGAGACAGGACACAAGCUUAACUGGAAAUUCCCUUUGUCUCCUGCUUUUCUGUAGGUCAGUGUGGACAUAAAAGCUUUGUUUGAGUUACUGGAAUGGCUGAAUUUGGGUUUACUUUUCACUCACUUCUUUACUUUGGAACAAAUGACUGCAGUGUUGCUGAGAUUUUUCUGAUAAGAUCUCUGAAAGAAGCCAAAAGUGACUUGCCUAACAUGGCCUAAACAAAGAGGUAUGCUGAUAAGUUUUAAUAAAAAUAUACUUAUGAUCUCACGAUGAAAUGAUUAAAUCCUCCUUGAAGGUUACCAAGAUGAUUAACAGGAAAAUGCACAACAGAUCUUGGCAUUGUCUAUGACAAAACCAAAACAACUCCAGGCUUGGUUUCUAUCAUUGUGGGAUAAUUCCUUCUCUUUAAAGUAAUAGGUGAGGACAUUUAGCAUAGAUCAGAUACCAGUGUCAGAGUGGAUUUGAGGUACAUAGAGCCAAAUUCUCCCCUGAUGCAAACUGGCCGUGAUCACUUCUACAUUAAAAAAGCCUUGCCAAUACCAUACAGAAUGUGAUGAUUAACACAUAAGUCACUUUUCUCAAGUUUAUAAAUAGAAAUUCACCGCCAAAAUGUGUAUUUGAGGCUUACUCAGGGCCGUGUCCCACAAGAUCUGUAAAAUCUCAGAUCCUGCUGAUCUGCCCUUGCUGUUGACAUCCUUUCCAAUGUAUCUCGAGGAAAAGCUCAUUGUGCAUUCCCAAGGGAAAUGCUGCCCCUGAGUGCAGCAAGGAAGGAAGAAAUAUAAACAAAUUAACAACAUUCAUCUGACAGCUGUGUUUAAAAACAGAGUCAAACACCAGUUUUGAUUAACUGCCUUUCUCUCCUUCCUCAAACACUUCCAGACCUUGUGUUAAAUCCCCGAUGGGCCGAGGCAUUCCUGCUGUUGGGAUGCAUGGAGCAGCCAGGCUCCCACACACCUCCAGGCUGCUGCUCUAUUCUGGGCCACCAUGCCCACGUCUCAGCAGGUCCCUUCAUUUCCAGCCACCCACUGCUUGGUCUGUAUCCUUCAAUCCUGCUGCUUCUGCUUCCUUUAAUCCUCUGGAGUAACCCCUCACUUGGCUUGGAUGUGGUGGGCUCUGGUGGGGCCAUCCCAAUAAUGGGGUUAAAAUUCCUCUUCCUUGCACUUUGCCUGGUUCUCAAAUCCCAGUAUUCCCAACACACUUCUUUGCCAGGGUUUUUAUUUUUCCUGCUACUUUUUCACAGCAAGAAACCCUAUAAAUUUUCUUUACAGUUACCUAUUUUCCUGUCGGGAGGAGCUGAGGUGUAUGACAAUAGCAAUGGCUCUGCAGUAAGCUGGGGAGGGCAAGGUGGGAGGUGUCUUUAUGCAGAGGAAUUUUGGGUUUAUAAAAACAAAGGUUUUUAAGUAAAUGUUCCUGGCCCUAAAGAUUACAGAGCAAAGCUUGAAAACUGUGGCUGAAGUUCUUUCCAAAAGCUCAGAAUCCAGACAGCCAUCAUAGAGAAUUCCACAUUUCUUCUGCAGACAUUGAAAUAUCAGGAUUUAUGAAAAUUGGACAGUGCUGUUGCAGAAGGCAAAAAUAUUUUUGGAGGGAUUUUAUAAAUAUUUUCAAGCCUGGUCUAUAUGCUGUCACAGAUGUAAAUACAAUAUUCAAAAAGUAACAUUCUCUGCAGUAUUUAUCCUAAACAAAGGGAAAUAAAGUGUAAACAAGCCAGUGCCAUUAUUUUCUCUUCCUCUAAAUAAAAGCACAGGUUUCUCCUGUUCCACUUAAGUGACACUGUGCUUGUGGUGAAGAGAGAGGAAUGUAUUCUUAACCUGUGCCUAGUUCCUCAUUAAUGCUGGAGGGCAUUUCCAGGUCCUUCCCUAGCACCACACACUGUAAAUUUCUCCAGUAUCAGGAUAAAAGUUUGUCUUUUUGCGAACAAAAAAUGAACUAUUGCAGGAGUAGUUUUCCUAUUGUAAAGAAAUACUUCAGAGAAUAAUGCCAAGCAAGCUGUUUAUUUUAGAAAGAUCUGUUUUGUGGCAGAGAUUGGAGUUAAAAAAUAAAUAUUGUUCAGGCAAUCAGAAAGCUACUCUGUUAUUGUAGUAUUUCAAGCACAGUGGGUCUUAGGGCUGUGCCAAUGUUAUUAAUUAUUAUUAUUAAUGAUGGCACUUUAAUGCUGUGCUUUAGUUGACAAGAUGGUGUUUGGUCAAAGGUUGGAAUCUGUCUGGGAGGUCUUUUCCAGCCUUGGGUUCUGUGAUUAUCCUGUGUUGCAGAGAUGUAACUCCUUAAAUAACUUUUCCAGGGAGCUCUCCAGAUACCUGGCCAGGCUCCAUUCUGCCAAGUUAACAGGUAGGAGUGUUUUCCUGCUUGGAAUACUGUGCACAGCUAGGCUGUUUCCACAAGGAUAUGAAGUGGGAUGGUGAAAACCCAGCUCUCUGGAUGUUGUUUUCCUAGAACAUGUGGAGUGGGAAGGACUCUGUUGCCUGGGUGUCAAGGCAGUGUCUCUUAGCAAGGUUUGUUUUAGUUAAUGAAAGGAGAGAAGGGAAAGAGUGACAAAUCAAAUUGUUUAAAGUUCCUAGGAGUAUCCCCCAUGAACAUGGGGAUUGGGAAGCUGUGUGGUUUGGUUGGGAAGCUGUUUCAGGAGCACUGGCUUCUCCCCUGGUCAGGGAGGUUUUGUAACUCAGAAAUCCAUGGUUAUUCAUGGCUAACUCCGUGGGAUCAGAGCAUGGCCAAGAGUGAUUUCAUGGACAGGCAGUGCUUGGGCUGGGGAGGGACUGUUUACAGGGGAAUGGCAUGACAGGACUAGGAGGAAUGGCUUCAGAUU